AAGAUCAGCAAGAGCCACUGCCCUUGGGCUGGCAACAAAAUACGCUGCGAAAAAAAUGAUAAAAAAAUAGUUAAACAAAGAGUAUUGCGCGUUUUUGUUGGAAUGGCGUAGGAUAGCCUUUCACCCGUUGAUCCAGCGCGUUCUUGUUGGUGAUGGAAACGAUCUUUGCUGCUUCGUUGUAAUUUGGUAUCCGACCCUCUUUUAUCUAUUUAGCACCGUUUAAAAUGGAUUCGGGGGACAACUGCGAUCUCAAGCGAAAGCGUGAGGACACUGAAGAAAAGAGAGGUUCUGGGCGUACGUUUACAGGCAAGAAGUCCAGAAAAUUCGCACCAAGCAUGACAACGAGUACUUCAGAUGCUACGCUGGCUUGGACAUUCAUCGGGAAAUGAUUGGUGAUUCUUCGAGAACGUUUGCGUACAGGAAAGGAAUUCUAAAUAACUAUGCAAGAUUGUAUCAAAAGACUGUGCUCGACGUUGGAGCAGGCACAGGAAUUCUGAGCAUGUUUUGUGCACAAGCAGGAGCAAAGAGAGUGUAUGCCAUUGAAGCAAGUGAUGUAGCUCAAGUUGCAAGAAAGGUGGUGUCUUCUAAUGGUGUAGAGCAACAAGUCGAGGUCAUACAGAGCAGGGUUGAAGAUGCUGAUCUUCCUGAUAAAGUUGAUGUCAUUGUUAGUGAAUGGAUGGGGUAUAUGCUACUGUAUGAAUCUAUGUUGCAGUCUGUCAUCUAUGCUCGGGAUAAGUGGCUUAAAAAGGACGGAGUACUUCUACCAGAAAAAGCUCGCAUGUUCAUAGCGCCACUUACGGAUCCAGACGAAGGCCUCGAAAGGGUUGAAUUCUGGAAGAUGGUCAAAGACAACUUUCACGUCGACAUGUCCUGCGUUGUAGAAUUUGCAAAGGCAGAGCUAUAUAAACACAUAACGGUCAAGGCUGUAGAUGUCGAAAAUGUCAUCUCUCGAGGCACUUGUUUUCUGGAGCUUGACCUGUAUACUGUCAAGCCAGAAGAUCUGCAUUCUGUAGAGGAGGAAUUUGUGUGCUGCUGUUAUGGACAUGGAAAGGUCCACGCUUUUGUCAUCUGGUUCUCGGUAGAAUUUCCACAAGAUGUCAUCCUCUCGACAUCACCUUACGACUCAGAAACACACUGGCAGCAAACAGUACUAUACAUAAACCCUGUGGACGUGAAACAAGACUCUAUCAUCAGAGGCACUAUCACAAUCAACCCAAGUGCUGAGCAUCACAGAAUGCUUGACAUCCACUUGACCUUCACCGUUGAUGGAAAACAGCGUAGAAAACAAGUCUACAGAAUGAAUGACUACAGCCCAUGAAUGUCACAUGACUGUAUGUAGUGUAAAAAGUGCAACAUUUCAUUUUAGAGGUACUUGUGUUGCAGGUUCACACAGAGCAAUGUUGAGUUGUGUCGAUGAAUACGUCAACCAUUGUAGCAAUUUUUGCAUCACUAGCACAUAAAGCACUGACUGCAUUGAAAUGUCAAGUGGGUGCCCUAUGUGGAGAUGUUGUGUUGAGGUUUGUUGCAUGUUACGCUUGAAACAGCAGCAACCAAAUAAAUGUCGUAACAAAAGGGG
Messenger RNA from Ornithodoros turicata, 1576 nucleotides. RefSeq names its product protein arginine N-methyltransferase 6-like. The record is from RefSeq and is a predicted model, not a curated record. NCBI's taxonomy places the organism in Eukaryota, Metazoa, Arthropoda, Arachnida, Ixodida, Argasidae. Gene Ontology annotation, molecular function: protein-arginine N-methyltransferase activity. Gene Ontology annotation, biological process: peptidyl-arginine methylation. The transcript is spliced from 13 exons. The coding region runs from base 386 to 1318 and encodes 310 amino acids.